Messenger RNA from Syngnathus acus (greater pipefish), 2072 nucleotides. It is a transcript of the gene chmp7, whose product is annotated as charged multivesicular body protein 7. Gene Ontology annotation, biological process: vesicle budding from membrane; late endosome to vacuole transport via multivesicular body sorting pathway. The coding region runs from base 207 to 1490 and encodes 427 amino acids. The transcript has 9 exons. Gene Ontology annotation, cellular component: multivesicular body; cytoplasmic side of plasma membrane; ESCRT III complex. The record is from RefSeq and is a predicted model, not a curated record. Lineage: Eukaryota; Metazoa; Chordata; Actinopteri; Syngnathiformes; Syngnathidae.
CUCGCUCCCCUGUUGUUUCCCCCCGUCUCCUGCAUGAGCUUUCCGAUGGGAAGCAUGAAGAUGCUACAAAAUGAGAGAACGAGGAGUUUGCAAAUAAAUAAUUAAAAUUUGCGAAGAGAUCACCCAUUUCCGGAAUCUCAAGCUGACACCGGAAGUGCUGCGAGAAACAUCCGCUGUUAUAAAAUGCACUAGCAUUUACUAUUAGAAUGCCAACAAACAUGACGGGCGCCGUCAAAACGACAUUUCCCUCCGAAUGGGACGACGACGAACGGAUGGAUUUUCUAUUCUCCGACUUCAAGGAUAACCGCGACGUCAACACGAUGGACUGGGACAGUAAAAUGGACUUCUGGACGGCUCUGAUCGUGCAAAGCUGCAGGGACCGCCGUGCCGUGUGUGCCAAUCUGCAGGACCUCAACAAGACUUUCAGUAGGAAAGAAAAAUCACCUCUGGGCUUGACGACUGUCAUCCACUCCAUGUCUAGAUGUGGGAAGCUUCAGAGGGAGUCUGAGUUUGCUGCCAAUGUUGAUUGCGGCUGGCUGUCCUGGGGUGUUGGUCUCCUGUUGGUGAAGCCUCUGAAAUGGACCUUCUCCUCUUUGCUGGGAGGAAGCAGACUACUUUCGGAGGAGUCUUUUGUUGUCAUCGACCUGGUUAAGGAGAAAGCAGCCGAAGUUCUCCGGAUUUACCAAAGCAGUGAAUUUGCAAAUCGCUCCGUCAUGUCAUUUCAAGACCUGUGGACACUCUCCUCCAGCGUGUGUGCCGAUGAAAGCACCCUAUGCAUGGCUCUUCUGCAGCUGCAGAGGGAGAAACAAGUCGCGGUCUCCUUGCAUGAGGGGGAGAAGAUUGUUAAAUUUUGCCAAGCUGGGCAGAGUCGCGUCUCCAGUGUCAGUGAUGUUGAUAUCGGAGUUUAUCAGUUGCAGCGUAGUGAGAAACCGCUGGUGGAUCGUCUGGACAAACUGGGCCUGGAGGCUGAUAAGUGCAGAAAAGAAGCAAGAGCUUUACUUCGAGAAGGGAAGAAAACACAGGCACUGAGGUGUUUGAGAGGCUGUAAAAGGGCAGAAAAGAGAGCAGACAACUUGUUUGGGCAGCUAGAGUCUAUUCGAGGCAUACUGGAUCGCAUAGCCCAGUCGCACACCGAUAAAAUGGUUCUACAAGCUUACCAAGCGGGAAUGACCAGCCUCAGACUGUCUCUCGAGGACGUGACGGUGGCAGGUGCAGAUAGCCUUCUUGAUCAAAUCCAAGAGUUAUGUGACAAACAAGAUGAUGUGAACCAAGCCAUAUCUGGAGUAUUCACCAGUGGAGAUGAUGACGAGUUGGAAGAAGAACUGAAAUCGCUAUUGGAUGAAUCCAACACGAUUUCUGAGGUUCCAAGCGAGCCCCUGCCGAGCAUCCCGGGUGACGACCUGUUGGAUUUGCUACCCGCCGUCCCUGACACGGACAUGAAUGUCGGCACCAAGCAGCUGGAAGAAGAACUCAAGCAACUGACUCUCUAAAGAUACAGAUGGGCUGUCAUUCUCCAUCACUUUGCAAAGGAAUUAUAAGCGCAAAUGUUAAAAUGAUUUUUUUUUCUACCCAUGCGGGAUUUCUGCAGCAUAAGAAAUGAAGCUUUUUGCAUAGCUAAGGCAAACAAAGUGACCUGGAAUUGUUACUAUGUAAAGCCAGGAGCAGUUACCUAGAAGCGAGAGUAAUACUAAAGUUGUUACAAAGUCAAGACAGGUAGAAAAGCACUUUCCUUCUUUCAGUCUAAAUUCCUUUGCAGUGGGUGCAUGCCAAAGAAGAAACAAACUACGCUCUCAUCUGGAUGUGAAGCCUGUGUUAAUUCAAAAUUGUAAUUUGUCGCUGAAAUAUUGUAUACUCUUUGAUAUGCUUUUAAUUCAUUUAGAGUGUCUUUGACAAAGAGAAGCAGUUUUUCCUUGAGUGUAUGUAUAGUUAUAGUGAAGAUUGUCAUGUUUUUCCUGUCCAAUUUUGUUUGCCAAAUGUUUCAUAUCAAACCACACGCAUCGCUCGUGUACUCGACCGAGAAGAUAGUUUUACUCAAAAGAUUUUUUCUGCCAAUAAAAUGUAUUUUAAUCACA